AUGUUUUUCAUCAAGUUUUGGUUUGUUGUUCUGACUCAGAUCAACGAUACGACGAAUCUUUCGAUUCAUCGAGCUGGCUGUAAAGUAAUCGAGCCUUUUCUCAAGCUACUUCUCUAUUUUGAUGGUUGGCUGAAUGCUUGUGUGGCUAUUGAACGAGCAUUUCAUGUUUACAAAGGAGUUAAAUUCAAUAAACAGACGAGUAGAACUGCUGCGAGAUGGAUCAUUUGCAUUUUACCAAUUUGUGUUCUGUUUACUCUUCUACACGAAUUCAUCUAUCGAAAUGUAUUCUCAUACGAGAUUUCAAAAAAUGAAACAGAAGUGGUCAAAACAAGACGAUACGUUUGGUGUGUCACCGGUUAUUCUCGUCCUAUUCAAAAUUACAAUACAACUAUUCUGUUUGUUCACCUUGUUGGUCCAUUUGUUGCUAAUCUUUUCUCAGCUCUGUUCAUUAUUUUUGGAGUUGCUCGACAACGAUCCAAAGCACAGAACAAUCAAAGUGUCAAAGUACAUAUCCGUAUACAAUUCAAAGAACAUAAACAAUUGAUCAUCAGUCCAGUUAUCUUACUUUGUUUAUCAAUCCCACGUUUGGCGAUUUCAUUACUUCCCGGUUGUGUGAACACAUCGGAAUACUUAUGGCUAUAUCUAAGUGCUUAUUUUAUAUCGUUUAUGCCAUCAAUUCUUAUCUUUGUGAUCUUUGUGGCACCUUCAGAGCUUUAUAUGAAAACUUUCAAAACUUCUUUGAAGAAAUGGCGACGUCAAGCACAUCAAUGA
Adineta ricciae is the source of this 771-nucleotide messenger RNA. The record is from the annotation of a GenBank genome assembly. NCBI's taxonomy places the organism in Eukaryota, Metazoa, Rotifera, Eurotatoria, Adinetida, Adinetidae.